AUGGCCACUAUUCAAAAGGGCGAAAACAGAAUCACAUACCAGGGGAAGACAAUCCGUCAGCCCACGUACAAUAUGCUGGAACAAGAAAUCACAGAAAAAAAGGAAAAAGACCUAGAAUACUUUGGUCAGAGCUGUCAGUUAGGGAACUCUGUAAGGAAUCAGGAAAUUGAAAUCAAUUUACGCAAGUACGAGGGUUGGGAAAGACAGAGCUUGAAAAGUGAUGAAAUACUUUGGAGACUUGCAAGAGCCACAUAUGAAAAGGCAAAAGCUGCUGCUACAGAUGCUGAAAAGAAAGUACUUUACAGAGAAGCUCUUGACUAUGCAGAGGAGGCACUUUCCAUUAAUGAGAACAACUUUGCUGUACACAAGUGGAUGUCAAUAUUAAUAGAUUAUGUGUAUGGUUAUGAAGGAACAAAAGCAAGAAUUUCACAGUCAUUUAAUGUGAAACAUCACAUGGAGAGAGCUUGUCAACUGAAUCCUACUGACGGAACAUCCUGGUACCUGCUUGGAUAUUGGUGCUUUACAGUUGCAAAUAUACCCUGGUACCAGCGGAAAAUAGCAGCAGUUGUGUUUGCAACACCACCAUCAUCUUCAUUUGAAGAAGCCUUAGACCAUUUUUUGCAUGCUGAGGAAAUUUCUCCUAAUUUCUACAGUAAAAACCUGUUUAUGAUUGGGAAAACCUAUAAAAUGCUUGGCAAAAAGGAGGAAGCUAAGCAGUAUUUGGAACGGGCUAGAGAUUACCCACAGAAAACAAGAGAAGAUAGAGAAUCCAGGGAGGAUGCAAUUGAGCUUCUUAAAGAUUUAUGAAUAUGUUGGAAAUUAACAUGUAAUUAUAAGGUAAUUCAUGCAAAUUACUUUGCAGUUGUAGUACAAGAAUUUGAGAAAUGCCUUUAGGGUAAUGUGCCUUUUAGUAUGUCAGUUGUCCUGCAUUGUACAAAAAUUUUUUGCUUCACUAUACCAAGUUAGCUUUCUAAAUUGAGUAUAUUUUGCAGUAAUAUUUGUUUUUCAGUGUUUCAAAAUUUUUGCUUCAAUGUACCAAGUUAGCUCUCUAAUUUGAGUAUAUGUUGCUGUAGUAUUUGUUUUAAAGUGUUUUGCCAAAAGCAAACAUGUUUCUCUGAGAAUUAAGAGGAAAAUACUGUACAGAUAAAGAUAGUGGUUCAUAGUACACUCUCACUCAUAUUGUCGCAUUAGAAACUGGAGAUUGGUGGAUAGAGACUUUUUUUUAUAUUUUUAUUGGAUCCUAAAUUCUAUACAUGUUGAUAGGCUUAGUAGGUUUCUGGAUUUUGUACUCAAACAGAUAAGAAAACCUUGCAGAAUAUCCUAAGGAAGGCUCCUUUUGAUGUAAAUGCCAGAACAUUCAGAAUUGCAAGAAUGUGAAAUUUAAAUUUAAGGAGACCAAAUUUAGGUUUCAGUUGAAAGGGGGUAGCAAAACUUUAAUACAGUAUACAGCACUAUAUUUAUUAUAAAGAUAAUGUUUUGUUUAAGAAGCCAAAGCUUACUAGUAGUGGUAAUUAUAGUGAAAUAUAGGAGGGAAAAAGAAAAACAUCAGUGGAAGAUGUUGUGAGAUGCAGAAGGAAAUUUUUUGUGACAAAGCUUGAUUACACUAGGAUACCUGCAAACUUGAGUAUCAGUGUGUUUAUCUUUGGUGGAGAUCUCACAGAGUUAUUGGUUAGAAUAAAAUUAUAAGGAAAGGAAAAAGUUCAAGAGCUAGUUUUUAAGAUGUCAGUGCAAGUUGACAAUACUGUAUGCUUUAUAUUCAUUAGCAUGUCAACUCAGGUAGUCCUCUUAAGUUUUAACCAAGGAAUUAUAAUUGUUCAUGAAUUUUUUUCCAUUCUCAAGUAUCCUUUUAAUUAAUAAAAAGUAAUAAUUUGUUAUUAAUGAGAAUUUCAAAUUUUUGUAUUGUAGGAAUUUUAUUUUUAAUAUACAAAAUAUUUAAUGGAGGACUGAAAUUAUGGAGAUAAUAUAGAAAUACAAACCCAAAAAGUUAUUAAAAACUCUGAAAAAUAUUAAAGUUUUUACUUUUGUAACAUAAUAGAGAAAUUGGUGCCCUUUAAACUAUCGAAUCCCCCAGUAUGAAAGGGAUUAUUUUUCUUCACACAGAUUCUUUGUGAAAGAUAGUGAAAGUUUGUUAUAGUAAAUAUUUUCAAGUAGCAAAUUUGGAAGUUGUACAUGCUCAUGAUAGUGGAGAUAUUUUGCCAUUUUUUCAUUAUUUGCUUGCAGUAGCUGGAUGAAACAAGUUUUGUUAAAAUGAGUUGGUUCCCAAGCUAGGCGAGUGAUAAAAAGCACAUUUUAGGGAUGUUUUGGCACUCCACUUUCAUAUUGCCAGCUUAGCAUACCAUUCCUUCAUUUAUUUACUGCAGACUUGAGUUUGCCAUCUUUGUUGUUAAGGUACCUAAUAAUGCAUGUACUACACAGAGUAAAUUGGCUACAUCUAAUAUAUUUAGGAAUAAUUCAUAAGCCAUGAAAUAUUUACAAGUUAAAUAUUUAUAAGCCAGGCUUGAUGCAGGUUUAAUGUCGUAUGUUUAUCUGUAUAUAGUUGAUCAAUGAGAAGAAAAAUCUUUAUGGUUUCUUGAAAAUUAUUAUACUCUGUUGUUUAGAUAUUUUAAGUUUUUGUUGUGCCAGAUUUUCUGUUAUCUUUGUUUAGGCCUCUUGUAUAAUUUGCAGCACAAACAAUGCAAGUAAUUUUAAGUAUUUUACUAUAUUUCAAUGCAAGCAAUUUUCAAAUGCAGCAUAAGGUAUACUUUUUGAAGUGUGAUUGGGGGGUAUCAUAAUUUAUAGAAUAAUUGCAAUGUUUGAACAAUUGCAGUAGUCAAAUUGCGAAAAGUUUAGUUCAUGAACUAAACUUUUUUUAAUAUUCUUUUGAUUAGAUUAUCUCUGUGCUCCAAUUUUUCAGUCUACUGAUGAUUUUAGGAUGUCAAGCUCAGUGGUUUGGUUCACCUUUUUUUAUAGCUAAACCAAGCCAAGAUGCAUUAUGUACAUACAAAGUUACAGGAUUUGAGACUGACAGAUGGUCUGAAGAACCGAGUGUAUAUUUUAAUUAUAAUAUAAACUGAGUAGGUCUUAUAUUUACAAUUUCAGCUUUAAAACUUACAAAUCCAAAUGUUUCAAAUUUCAGAAUAUGUAUGGUACAUGGUUGACCAAUACUGAAUUCCUACAAUCUUUCAUCACCCUAAUUUGUAAUUUUUUGGUUAUUUUUUUGUUUCAAAUUGUGCAUAUACUGUUUUCAUAUUAUAAAAGCCAUGUUUCCUCGUUUUCGUUUUAGCUUGAACAGUAUAAUAUUAUAAAAGUCAUGUUUCCUCAUUUUUGUUUUAGUUUGAACAAAGUCAGCGUUCACUGAAACAAUGCAAUAUAAAUGACAGUGUAAUUGCCUGUGUCCUUGUUGAAUUUGCAACUAUGCUGAAUAGUGAUUUACAUAAAGUAGGUAGUAGAUAUUAUGACUUGUACAUUUCCUACAGAAGUAUACAAACCAUUGCCUUUUAUGCUUUUGUGUUAGAGUAUUCCUCAACUUGAGCUUGGAACGGUUGUUGAAACUUCUGAAGUUGGAUUUUGGAAGUAGUCGGGUGAGGGGAGGGUGUGAACCCCCACUAUAAGCCAGCACUUUUCUUCAGCUGCACUAGAGUUAAGAAUACUGAGAAACCUAUCUUUCUUUGCUGUUCCCACUAAGGAACUCAGUGUUAUUAAAUCUCUUGUAGCAGUUGACUUGCCUAUGGAGAUAACCCCUGGGUAUAGAAUAUAGGCCUUAAUCCACUGAUGCCCGGUGCACAAGAGGUUUCACCAUUUUUGAGCUGCCAAUUACAAAGUUUCUGGCUGAAAGGAAUAUUUUGGUGGAGCAGCUCAGCUAGCCAGGAGAGAUUUGUCCCUACUUGCUUGUGUAACGAAAAGCUUAUAGAAUUCUAGUGAACUUGAAUGAUCAACCUGUCACCACACAGUUAUCUGGAAAUUUCUGGUAUUCUAUCCAUUUCCAGACCCCAAGCAGCCUUGGGAAAUGCCUUCCAGCUGCAAUUUGGACAUAGAAUAAUUUGCCUUUCCUGCUCUAAGUCUGUAUAGUCCAGUGAUUAACUGCAUAUUCGUCACUUAGGUCACAAAUAAUCAUGUAAUCCUCCUUGUUAGUCCCACAUUGACUAGUAUCCAGAUCUGCUAGCUCUUUUGGUCAUGACGUCCUGUGAUUCCUGUUUGGCUCACUCAUCGUUGAUAAAUGAUUCUACAUUCUAGGUAGCUUCAACUAACAUCUACUAGGGAGUGGAUCAUCAUCUCUGAUUGAUGCUGUAGAUGGAGUUUCUCUCUGCUUGGAACUACUUUACAGCAGAUCAGGGACUUUCUAAUCCACCUUCAUCAAUGUAAUCUCCUUUCAGCCCUUGCAGUUGAGUCUGGUGCUUUGCCUUUAGCAGUUUUCCAACUGAAGGGUGUGGAUCUCAUUCUCUGUAGAUGUUCAUGCUCAUAGGAACUUUGAACAGCUUUGGCCUCUUAAGUGCAAUGUGGCUUCAGAUCUUCUGCAGCAUAACUUAGGAUGCCUUGGUCUAGGAAUUUCUGGUUUCACUCCCUAUUUCUUUGUGCAGAGCUGGAUGAUCUCUUUUUGUGUUAGUGCAUGCCCUGCAGCACUAGCAAAUGAAAGCUUUACCUUAGGGGAGAGUGUCACUAUUUCUUUAAAGCACUAGCAGUCUUAAGGAGAAUGUUUCCCAGAGUACCCUUCUCCUUGGCUUCAUGCCAAUCACCAGUCCAAGUGAGAGCUCAUAGAGCCAGGGAUGCUAACCCUGUCCCUAGCCAUUCAUGAGCAGCUUUCCAGUUCCACAACAAUGAUGGCAGCUGUCACUGGUGCCCGACUACAUUUACUUCAUUUAACUUCUGAGACAUCACUAGCAAGUCCUUGAGCCUUUCUCCUUAGGACCUGCUUAACAGAUUGUGUAGUUUCUAAACUCUUCAGAUCAAAAACAUCUUGCCAGUGUACACCAGUGGCUUAAAGAUGGAGUUUGAAUAGAUGAAGGACUGCCUCUUUCCCUUCUUUCUUCCUCUGAAAGGUAGCAGUCAGGCUAAGUAUGUGGUAGAUGUGUUGUGAUGUGGGUAGACUUUGCAGUCAUGUUUCCUACUCACAGGUUUGACUUUUAGUUGUCAGGUUAUGGGAAUUUACCAACUCAUCAGCCAGGUUCCAAAUAACCGCCUUAACCGCCUUGUUACAAAGUUUCAACAGCAGUUACAAUCUCAUAUGGAGGAAUACUUCUACAUGAAAGGCUCUAGUUGGUAUACCUGAAAAAUACACUUUUUUUUUCAAUUUGGUAGUAUGCAAUCAAUCUAUUUUAUAGAAAGUUACAUAUAGAUGGGAAUUUAAUAUCAUACAAACAUCAAAUAAUGGAGGUUAUAUAUAUUUAAUAUAAGAAAAUGUUUAUACAAUUUAUUUUUUAUUAUAAAUUACAUCAAUUACUAUUUGAAUGUCUAAACUUAACUUUAAUGAUAAAUACUAUUGCAUGUUAUAUUGUUAAAGCCAAAGUAUGUGCAUCAUGAAUACUAAGCAUCAAAUAAAAAUAUUUAUCACAGUAUAUAAAUGAUAA
This is a messenger RNA of Macrobrachium nipponense, 5543 nucleotides long. RefSeq names its product regulator of microtubule dynamics protein 1-like. Bases 1 to 807 code for a protein of 268 amino acids. The transcript is spliced from 6 exons. The record is from RefSeq and is a predicted model, not a curated record. Lineage: Eukaryota; Metazoa; Arthropoda; Malacostraca; Decapoda; Palaemonidae. Gene Ontology annotation, molecular function: microtubule binding. Gene Ontology annotation, cellular component: cytoplasm; spindle microtubule; mitotic spindle pole.